This is a messenger RNA of Arachis ipaensis, 1228 nucleotides long. RefSeq names its product Protein phosphatase 2C family protein. Lineage: Eukaryota; Viridiplantae; Streptophyta; Magnoliopsida; Fabales; Fabaceae. Gene Ontology annotation, biological process: protein dephosphorylation. The record is from RefSeq and is a predicted model, not a curated record. Gene Ontology annotation, molecular function: protein serine/threonine phosphatase activity.
CGUUUCACAUAAAUAAUAACAACAAUAAUAAUUAAUUUUUGCGUGAUCAUAUCCACGUCCACAUAGCCCUUAUAUAAACCCUCAACUCAAGGCACUCAGCCAUGACUGGCAGAGAAAUCCUCCACAAGAUGAAGGAAAAAGUGUUGGGGUCAUCAGAUCCUGAUUCAGGGAAAGGAAAGAGCAAGAUGUCUAAGAACAUAACUCAUGGCUUCCAUUUGGUAAAGGGAAGAUCAGAUCAUGCUAUGGAAGACUAUCUUGUUGCUCAAUUUAAGCAAGUCGAAAAUAAUGAGUUGGGUUUGUUUGCAAUAUUUGAUGGCCACUCUGGUCACAGUGUACCUGAUUACUUGCGGUCUCAUUUGUUCGAUAACAUCAUAAAUGAGCCUGACUUCUGGACAGACGCUGCUAAUGCUGUGAAGAGAGCCUAUAGUGUAACUGAUUCUACUAUUUUGGAGAAAUCAGGUGAAUUGGGCAGAGGGGGUUCAACUGCUGUUACAGCAAUAUUGAUUAAUUGUCAGAAGCUAAUAGUGGCUAACAUUGGGGACUCUCGGGCUGUCUUAUCGGUGAAUGGCAAGGCCAAACAACUAUCUGUGGAUCAUGAACCAAACACAGAAUGGGAGGACAUCAAGAACAGAGGUGGUUUCGUUUCUAACUUCCCAGGGGAUGUUCCACGGGUUGAUGGGCAAUUGGCAGUGUCGAGGGCAUUCGGUGACAAAAGCCUGAAGAAACACUUGAGCUCUGAUCCAUAUGUGACAGUGGAGCUCAUAGGUGAUGGUGCAGAGUUUAUCAUAUUAGCCAGUGAUGGUUUAUGGAAGGUAAUGUCAAAUCAAGAAGCAGUUGAUGCUAUCAAAGACAUAAAAGAUGCUCGGUCUGCAGCAAAACACCUUACUGAAGCAGCAGUUAACAGGAAAAGCUCAGAUGAUAUCUCUUGUGUUGUUGUGAGAUUUCAGUGAUCGCAGAACUCAUUUGUGUAUUUUAUUAAUGUACAAACUCUGGAAAUGUAAAAUAUAUAACAAUAAUUUAGUAUAUUGAUAAGGCAUUGUAUCAAUUAGUAGCCUCUAAGGAAUUCAGUGUGCGACUUUAUUUACCUGCUUUCGUUCGAAACGUAUUUAUCUAAACCAAUUGGAAUAGACAUAUUGUUUGAUGUAACAUUGUGUAAAACUGUAAAUCAUUAGUUUUGGAUUGUGCUUGUGAUCAAAAUCCAAAACUCUUGCAAAUAACUAUUUGACUA